Messenger RNA from Ziziphus jujuba (common jujube), 1515 nucleotides. RefSeq lists its product as uncharacterized. The coding region runs from base 195 to 1310 and encodes 371 amino acids. The record is from RefSeq and is a predicted model, not a curated record. Lineage: Eukaryota; Viridiplantae; Streptophyta; Magnoliopsida; Rosales; Rhamnaceae. The transcript is spliced from 6 exons. Gene Ontology annotation, molecular function: zinc ion binding; nucleic acid binding.
ACGCGACUGCUUGACUUUUCGUUUGCUCUAUUACAGUUUGCUUUCAUUUUCUUUGCAAAUAAAAAAGGUUCUGCUUUCUUCAUCUUCUCCUCCUCAGUCUCUCUUCAACUUCCACGAAGAGUUUUCCUUUGAGAUUCAGUGGCUGUAGAAAAUCAAAAACCCACUUAAGCAGGUCCAGGUUCAUCAACUUCGAAAUGGGUUUUGUGGGUCUUGUUCAAUUUGCUGUCAAAUAUUUUGUUAAUGCUCUUGCAUGGCCUCUCUUUGCCUUGGGGUAUCCUCUAUGUGCUUCCAUUAGGGCAAUUGAGAACAAUUCAGUUUCAGAUACUCAGAAGUUGAAUACUUAUUGGGUUGUUUUCUCUUUGAUUCUGCUUCUUGAACAUGUUCUGAAUCUCCUUGAGUGGCUUCUGCUGUGGCCAUACAUCAGGCUAAUGAUUGUCUGUUGGUUAGUGACCCCUUACUUUGAUGGUGCUUUCUACGUCUAUGAAAAUCUUAUUCGCCCAUGUCUUUCUAUGGACCUCCAAAACGUCAUCAAUUGGUUCAAUAAACGAAUGGAGUCCUUGUACGCGAAAGAUAACUUUUUAACCGAGUUGGAGAAAUUUAUAAAGGAGAAUGAACCAGAAGCUUUGGAGAAAAUCAUUGCUGGCAAGUUGAACUCUGAAAGGCCUACGGUUACACAGAAAGAUAUCAGACCGCUGGAGGUUUUGGAGAAGAAUGAAGUGAAAGCUUUUAAGAAAAUGAUGGAUGGUGGAGUACAGCCAAAUGUCACUCGGGUUGAAUACAGAAAUUUUGCAGGUCCAGAGAUUAAAAAACCGGUUCCUGAAGCUGCAACAACACAAAGAGAAUUUCCAGAGACACCUUCUUCUAGUAAAGGCCAAAAAUGGACCUGUGAGAUAUGCAAUAUAACAAUGCAGGAUGUGACUACUUUUAAUAUCCACCUUCAAGGACAAGAACACAAGGUUGCUGUUGUGGCUCUGAAAGCCAAAUACCGGGCAUCAGGCCCCAGGGUUGCCCCCACUGAUAUUCCAAACAAUUCCAAUGUGCCAAAUGUGGAGCCGGGAAAGAGUGGACCGCAGAUAGAGUAUCCCGGUAAUGCUGAGGUUCGAGGCCAGCAACAGGGUAUUCCUGCUUCAGUUCCAAGGAAAUCGGUGGAAGCUCAACAGCCGAAGAAGCCUAACAUAGGAAGCCUUGGGAUUGAUAAGAGCUCUCUAUGGUGCAGCAUUUGUAAUGUAAAAUGCACUGGUGAGUCUAACAUCGUAUCUCAUCUUGGAGGCAGAAGGCACUUAGCUGCCCUUCAACAGCUAUCCACUUAGUUCGAUUUCCUCGGAAGAGACCCACACUCUGUUUCUCUCUCUCUCUCUCUCUCUCUAUAUAUAUAUAUAUAUAUAUAUAUAUAUAUAUAUAUAUUUAUAAUGCAAUUUAGGUCGUAUUAUCGUUUUCUACUUUCAGGUAUUACUAUUCUCCUUCCGGAGUCUGAUGCACCCAUUUUGGCUCAAAAGAAAUAUAUGCUUUACUCGA